Hyaloscypha bicolor E is the source of this 1205-nucleotide messenger RNA. RefSeq lists its product as uncharacterized. The transcript is spliced from 4 exons. The record is from RefSeq and is a predicted model, not a curated record. NCBI's taxonomy places the organism in Eukaryota, Fungi, Ascomycota, Leotiomycetes, Helotiales, Hyaloscyphaceae. Bases 98 to 718 code for a protein of 206 amino acids.
AAAGAUGCUUAGUAUCUGACCAGUUGAUCAACAAGUUGCAUGGACAUUCAUCAAAGAUCUCCACAAUCAAACCUCGUCCCAACGGUCUCCUUCCACCAUGUCAUCUUCUCCUGGCUCUCCAUCGUCUCUGCCAGUAUCACCAACGAAGGAAGCAGCUAUGGCAGUCGAGAAGGAGAAUACUACCCCGGGGACCCCUCUACGAGACACACCAGUCAACGGAUCCAGUAAGGUCGUUGCCCAUGUGGAUGCAGAUCCGCCAAGAAAUCCUGGAGAAGUGGUUCAAGUUCCCAGCACUGCUCCACCCACGGCAGCAUCAGUCCACAAGCCAGAUGAAGCCCAUAAGGUUGAUCAAAUGGAAGCCCAACACGCCAAAGAUGCUGAGGGACCUCCUAGCGAGUCGGAUAGCGUGGGUUCAGAGGGUGCAAGUUCAGACCUGCCCAUCUUUGACUGGGAAGACCUCCGGCGUCGAUACACAAAAGCCAUUCAAGCCGUCAAUCAGGAGGAGGAAGAUAUUCUGGAGGAGUUCUACAAGUUCUCUGACGCUUUCUCUGUCUGGGGGGGAGCGUCAGCAAACCGUGACAAUGAGAGAGCAGCGAAGCGUCUAAAGACUCGCGAGAACUUCGUACGUCUUGGAGAAGCCUCUUUGGACGAGAAAAAGAAGCAUUAUACUGAGGUCGUGGAUGCUUUCAAGAAAGCUCUCGAGUUACUGCGUCGUUGAUGAGGUUGUCUGUCGCUAUUUUUCUGACCACCACCAUAUGGCCUACGACUUCCUACCUGGUACCGUCUGGAGCUAGCUAAACAAAUCUUCCAACCAGCGAGUCCAUCACAUUAUUUAGCAGGGCAAUCCUGUCCAACCCAUAAGAUCUCCUUACCCACGGACUUGCCUCCGGUCCCCAAAGGAUAAUUGGCUACGUGUUCGACAUAUACCCAUGAACGAUAGCACGAGCUCUACGAUAUCAAAACACCUCCCCACUGGCAUUUCUACCUCACGGUUUGGCUGGGCAAUCUGAUAAGGUCCUGCCACCUUCAUGGAAAUGACAAGAGAUAGAAAGGACUGCCUUUACGUGUCUAGUGAGCUACUGUUUCUGGGGAUAUCACAUUACAUUCAUGACUGCAAUCCUCAUACUAAAAAAAUUAUCUCGCAUCGUUGAACAAAGGCGAAAGUCCACCAUUCAACCUUGCGGGACAUUCGAUGGUUUGGCAAG